ACGACCCGUCAUGCGCACCAUUGGCGGACUUCUCGUCGGGCCGCGGACUAUAAAACAGGCCCGCUAGUACGUAGCCAUGCAUUCAUGGCUACUUUCUUGCUCUUCGCACUCUUCGGACUGGCAUUUGGCGCCACAACAACAACAGAGCUCAAACCUACAUCCACGUUCCCUCCCGUAGGGUCGGUACCUCGAGAUUUCUCGCCUGCUGGCCUCGAGGCCUUGUGGAAUCUGGUCGGACCCGUCGAAGCCCCACCAUUCACAACGACUGUUACUCCUACGAGCACACAUGUUUCACUACCAUCACCGCCACCACCGUUAUAUCCUUCGUUCUACGCCCCAGCGCCAAAGGAUGUCCUCCCGGGCCUCAAGUUUCCUCCCGGGUUCAAGUUUGGCGUAGCAACCGCCGCAUAUCAGGUGGAAGGCGCAGUGAAGGACGAGGGAAAGGGACCUACUAUCUGGGACUGGAAUAGUCGCCAGCCCGGUGCCGUUGGCGAUAAUACUACGGGAGAUGUCGUGGAUCUACAGUACUUUCUGUACAAAGAGGAUGUGCUUAGAGUUGCUGCACUUGGGGUUAACGCCCAUUCAUUCUCCAUUUCGUGGGCUCGCAUCCUCCCUUUUGCUACCAAGGAUUCGCCCAUAAACAAGGCAGGGAUCGAACAUUACAGUGACCUGAUCGAUUACCAUAUUGCUCAUGGUGUUGAGCCUGUGGCUACACUUUUCCAUUGGGACACGCCUCUCGCGUUGGCUGUUUACUAUGGAGGGUUUACUUCACCGAAAGUUGUGGAUGACUUUAUCCAUUAUGCUAAAACAGUAUUCGCAGCAUACAAUGGACGUGUCAAAACCUGGUAUACCUUCAAUGAACCUCGAGUUUUCUGCUCCCAAGUCGGUGGCUAUCCCUUCAACAUAUCGCUCGCUCCGGGUGUCAACGCAUCAACAGCACCAUACCGAUGUUCUUACAACCUUCUUAAAGCCCAUGCUGGUGCUGUCAAAGGUAUCUCGAUCCUCUAUAUCAAUCGGUUUCGAAACUCAGACUUACCACCAGCCUUCCGGGAAAUGAAGAUCCAAGGUGAAAUCGCCUUGAAGAGUGAUGAUUUCAUUGGUAUCCCAUGGCGCUCCAAUUCGACAGACGACUCACUGGCCGUUGAGCGUCACGCGGCCUUCCGCAUCGGCGCGUUUGCUGACCCACUUUAUACCACGGGCGACUGGCCAAAAAUUAUGACUGACACGUUACCGCCUGAGUACCUUCCACGCUUCACCGAACAAGAGAAGAAGGAUAAUCUUGGUUCCGCCGACUUUUUUGCAAUUGACUCCUAUCGAGAGCAGUUUGUCUCUGCCCCGCUAGAUGACGGCGGAAUAGCUGGUUGCAUUCACAACACAACACAUCCCUUAUGGCCUGAAUGUCAUUCGGUCGUGUUAUUCGACUCGAAUGCCGGCUGGGCGGCCGGUAUAUCACCCGAUCCUCUCAGCUCUUGGCUCCAGGCAACGCCAAACACGCUCAGAUCAUUUUUGAAAGGGCUACAAGAGCGAUGGCCAACAAAGAAAAUGUACAUUUCCGAAUUUGGAUUCGUCGAACCGUUUGAAGAGCUGAGGACAGAAAUGUUCCGCAUCACAGAAGACGUAGCACGAACGGAUUAUUUCAUGACCUACCUUGGUCAGAUCCUUCUCUCUAUCCACGAAGAUGAAGUGCCCAUUGCUGGUGCAUUUGCUUGGGCCAUGAUCGAUAAUGCGGAAUGGGGCAGCGGGACCAGUGCGAAAUUCGGCAUCCAGCAUGUCAAUUAUACGACACUGGAGAGAACUUACAAGCGAUCUGCGCUUUCACUUGCUGAAUUCUUCAAAUCACAUCUCCAAACUUAG
Molecule: messenger RNA, 1854 nt
Organism: Mycena indigotica
Lineage: Eukaryota; Fungi; Basidiomycota; Agaricomycetes; Agaricales; Mycenaceae
Product: Glycoside hydrolase family 1 protein
Exons: 17
Coding region: 85-1854 (589 amino acids)
Biological process (GO): carbohydrate metabolic process
Molecular function (GO): beta-glucosidase activity
Source: RefSeq, a predicted model, not a curated record